Molecule: messenger RNA, 876 nt
Organism: Mya arenaria
Lineage: Eukaryota; Metazoa; Mollusca; Bivalvia; Myida; Myidae
Exons: 8
Coding region: 1-876 (291 amino acids)
Source: RefSeq, a predicted model, not a curated record
AUGGCAACGAAAAGGCGGUCCAGGUCCGGUUACUUUGCAAUUGAAUGUGGUGACCUUCUACAUCUGGCCUUCAAUGCCAGUGCGCGCCUCAACAACACGAUGGCCAAAGCAGCCUGCCAGGAGGCGGGUUAUGGGGAUUUAGCUAUUAUAGACUCACAGUCCGAGUAUGACCGCGUGCUGGACUACUUUAAUUCCACGUACGGUCCUGGAUACAUCCCACCCGAUGAUUUCUGGAUUAACGCCUACUGGGUCGAGAUUGCGCCUGGCAACUUCACCUGGUACUGGGAAAAGUGCGGUGAAAACGUGCUUGCGGCCUGGGCUAUUUGGGCUGCUGGCGAGCCGGACGGGAUUGGGACGCAGCUUUGUAGUCGAAUAACCAGGGGACUUGUCUACAGGACAAUAUUCUGUACAAACACAUUCGACGCCCUCUGUGAACAACCGGAUCCAGAUUUUGCUGAUAGAUGCUCUAUAACAAAGGAGCCUAAAAAAGAGGAAGAAUGCCUGUUAUUUGCAAGUUGCUGGUGGACCCCCGCCAAGGUCGGUCUGACGGCCGGUUUCUUCAGCCUUACGCUGUUCCUGUGUGUCCUAUGUGCGGGGUGGAACUGUAUCUGUGGAAACAAAAACAAGGUAGAUUAUGAGGAAGAUAUAUUUGAUUCUGACGACGAGGGUGAGCAUCCAGCCCCGAAUAUGAACAAUCCAGGGUCCCAUCCGCCCCCAAGGGUUCACAACAUUAAACGUAAUUACAACAUAGAUGAAGUUCCUCUUCCCAAUCUGCCCGCCCCGACGAUCCGAUCCGUGGUUUUGAAGAGGGAUGACGCUCCCUGGCUGUCACCGGAGGAACUCUCUUUCUCGAACAGACACGCUUACAAGGAGUAG